UGUCCUCCUUCUCUAACGUUAGUUCGUUUGUCCGCAGAAGUCAUUUAAUUGACGGUACCGUUACCUUCGUGUUCGUUUUAAGAGUCAGCCUAAUACCUUGAUAGGGACUUCGCCUAUAUUUUAAACAAGCCAAGGUGUGGUUAUUCUACACUACAGUCUCGAGGCUUAAUUUUUUCCAUUACUGUCAGAAAUUCCUAGAGGAGAACUUCCCGUGUCUGCUGCCUGUCCGACUGCUUUCCUACUCCUGAAGCCCACACUUAUUCCCGCCCUCCCAUGAUGCUUCAGGGACCCAGAUGAACAUUACACCGGUAUUUUUCUAUAAUUACACUUACUUAUAUAUUUUAUGUCUGAGACAUAGAUGCAUAUUGAAUGCAGACUUAAAAUCAGGAGGUUUUGUUUUUCUAUUUCUAUUUUUACUUAUCCAAAAGUCUAGUCUUCAUUUAUCGGUUGCCUGAUGUAGACACUGAAACAGAGCUAUUUGACCUUCGUAUUCACGAUAUAGUUUUAGUAAGAUAAGUAAAAUAGCCUACUAUUUAGACACACAGGACCUGUUGAGGUUGGAAGUUUCCAUAAAUCCGAGUUGUCCUGAAUGCGUCACGGGGUUGAAUCCGGAAGCAUAGUGACUCUGAACCGCUUUGAAUUUGCAUCACUGCAGCGAAAUCCUGGUGGGUUAGGCUCGGGACCUCAAGCUACUGCAAACAGGUAUGCUGUGAAACAGGUUUUUGUGAAGCUGAAUUUCCGAAGCCUGACAGUAAAAUCCGUGGCCAUGUCUCAGAAGGACCUGAAGGAAGCGUUUAUCAGUAACCUCAAUGGGACCAGUCUGCAGGAGGUGGCCCUGGGCUCUUUUCUGGCCCCACUAUGUCUCAUUAACAGAGGACUGAUUUUGACUAUCUACUAUCAGGCCAAAAAGACUCUUCCUCUGCCACUUCCAUUGAUUUCUCACCUGAUUCUAGACUUCUGUUUACUUAUCCUUCCCCUCGUCCUGUCGUGCACCGUGCUGAGCAGCGUUCUCCACCAGGUCAUCUUGGGCCUUACCGUUGUUUCAGCCUUUGUAUUAUGGUACAUCCACCAUGUCAGUAUUCAAUCUGCUCAGAGAACUGUCAGCACAUUCCUCAAGAGCCACGUUCAAUUCAAACAGGUUCCCUUUGUGACCAUCUUUCGAGUGUUUGUGAAUGUGAAAACAGCCAUCAGCAUUCUUGCCGUAGACUUCAGUGUCUUUCCAAGGCGAUAUGCUAAAGCUGAAACCUAUGGGACAGGUGUUAUGGACUUUGGUGUUGGAGCGUAUGUCUUUGCAAAUGCCCUUGUGUGUCCAGAGGCACGGGGGAAGAACAUCUCAGGAUCCAAGAUGAAUCACAUCGCUAAGCAGCUCAUGUCUGUGUGGCCCCUGGUUGUGCUUGGCAUGGGAAGGCUUCUGAGCCUCAAGAUGUCCGGCUACCAGGAGCAUGUGACAGAAUAUGGCGUUCACUGGAACUUUUUCUUCACACUAGCUAUUGUCAGAGUUGUGGCUUCUGUGCUUUUGGCCAUUUUACCAGUCAAUAAAUCAUGGCUCGUUGCCCUUCUGAUCAGCGGAUGUUAUCAAUUCACUCUGGAGACAUCUAGCCUAAAGGCUUUCAUUAUCCACAACAAUGACAGAGAAAAGGACUUUCUCCAUGCUAACAAGGAGGGCAUAUUCUCUGUCCUGGGUUACGUAGCCAUCUAUAUGGCAGGGGUUCAGGUUGGACUCUAUGUAAUGCAACCCAGAUCCAAUGUUAGACAGUGGCUCCAAACCAUUUUUAACCUGUUCUUGGGAAGUGUGGUCCUGUACACUGCUUUGUACGCAUGUCUGACAUUCGUUGAGCCAGUGUCUCGCCGCCUAGCUAAUCUACCUUUCUUCCUGUGGAGUGUGGCUCAGUCUUUGUUUUUUAUGUCCUGUCUUGGUACAGCUGAUAUGGUUUUACUGCUUUCCAAAAGAUCAUCAGGCUGUCACUUGAUGCCCACAUCAUGGAAUUUGUAUAAAAAACAAUCAGACUCUGAUAAAAAGACGGACGAGAUAGAAAGACACUGUAUUGUUCAAGCCGUCAGCAGGAAUCAGCUGUUAUUUUUCUUGCUCGCAAAUGUCAUGACAGGCUUAACCAACUACAUAGUGGACACACUCAGUUGCAGUAGCUCAUUUUCAGUGUGUGUGUUGCUUUCUUACAUGUUCGUUAAUUGCUCUGUAAUACAGGUUUUACAUUUCUUUGGAAUAACUUUGAAAUUCUGGUAAAAUUGCAUUCAUCAAACAUGGUUCAUUUGUGUAAGGUUUUUUUUUCUUCUGGGGGUUGAGUGGCAGACUUGGACAUUUAAAAACGCUGAAGACAUAGAUGUUAUGUUACGAAAAGACGUGGAACCCCUUCUACAAGUAUAUACGGGAGCUGGACAUGCCGGAUGUCUCUGUACAAUAGGGUGGUGGACCUGCGGUGUUAGACUGUGAUUAGCGGGCGGCUGACUGACCAACAAGUGCUGUGUUUUUAUUUUAUUUGAUAUACUUGGUCUUUUUGUUCCAUUUAUACACAUUAUUUGAUCUCUAAAUUGCAUUAUGGUAUUAAUAAUGGACUUAGACUCAGAGCCUUUAGAUUCUGACUUUGUUUUUUGUUGUCCUGUCGCAGUCCAUUUUUUGUUUUGUUUUAUUCAUUUAUUUUUUGUUUUGUCUCUGUUUUUUAUCCUGUCGGACUCAAAUCACACUGUUGUCAUCCUAACUUGUUUGCCAACUGCUAUUGUGUUGUCUGUCUGGCUGUUUGUUGAUAAAAAACUAAAAAGUUUAAAUGUUACAAAAAGACAUUUUCUGUGAUAUCGAACAUAUAACUGUACAUUAUGUUUAUUUAUGGAAGUAAAUGUAUGUCUUAAUAAAAUGUUGUCUCAAAAUAAGUGAGGCCUUGGAAAACAAAAUAUAAAAAUCCAAAAGUUUU
Molecule: messenger RNA, 2924 nt
Organism: Gymnodraco acuticeps
Lineage: Eukaryota; Metazoa; Chordata; Actinopteri; Perciformes; Bathydraconidae
Gene: pigw
Product: phosphatidylinositol glycan anchor biosynthesis, class W
Exons: 2
Coding region: 590-2242 (550 amino acids)
Biological process (GO): protein localization to plasma membrane; GPI anchor biosynthetic process
Cellular component (GO): membrane; endoplasmic reticulum
Molecular function (GO): glucosaminyl-phosphatidylinositol O-acyltransferase activity
Source: RefSeq, a predicted model, not a curated record